AAUUGUGCAGUGCUAAAUUUUGCCAAAAAUGACGAAGAAACAAAAGAAAGUGAAUGAACAUCUGCCAAAAAAGAAAAUGGAGGAGAAGACUUCAAUACAGGAUCCACCCGGUCUAAUUGCGAGACUUGGGUUCUUCUGGAUGAUACCUGCGUUUUUUAACGGUAAUCGCAGGGACUUGGAAGAAUAUGAUUUAAUAGCAGCAAAGAGCAUUUAUGAUUCGAAAAUAGUUGGAGACAAACUGGAACGGGUGUGGUACGAAGAGCAAUUCAGAGCAAAAGCAUCUGGCAAAAAGCCGUCGUUCACAAGAGCACUGAUUAAAGCUUUCGGUUGGUCUUACUUGCCCGGAGGGUUAAUGCAGCUCGCCGCUGAAGCUAUAAGAACGGGGACCCCGCUCCUUUUCGCACAGCUGCUGGAUUAUUGGCGGGUGGACUCGACUAUGAGCACACAAACCGCGUCAUACUACGCGGGCGGCGUGAUCCUGGCCAACUGGGUUGCAGCCUUCUGUAAUCAUCACGGGAAUCUGUUCUGCCAGCAGUUUGGCAUGAAACUUAGAAUUGCGACGAGUUCCUUGAUGUUUAGGAAGGUCAUGGUAAUGAAUAACGGCGCCCUCGGCGGGACGACUGUGGGUAAAAUCGUCAAUAUUUUAUCAAACGAUUUGCUGCGAUUCGACCUGGCGCUCCUCUUCCUGCAUUAUGUUUGGAUUAUACCCCUGCAGUAUGCUGCUGUGUUGUACCUAGGCUACUUGCAGGCAGGAUAUUCCGCAUUUGUCGGCAUGGCCGCAUUGGUGAUCAUCGCGAUCCCCAUCCAAAGUGGCCUCAGUCGACUAAUAGCUAAGGUUAGGUUUCGCACAGCUGAGAAAACAGAUGACAGAGUCAAGACAAUGAGCGAAGUUAUUAAUGGGAUACAGGUGAUUAAAAUGUACGCUUGGGAGAUACCAUUCCAAAAAGUAAUUAGUAACAAGAGAAGCUCAGAGUUGAAAGAAGUGAGAAUUGCAACCAUUCUGAAGACAGUUUUCCUUGGGUUCUUGAUGUUCACGGAGAGGACGGCGCUGUUCAUCGCUAUCCUGGUGUAUAUCCUGCUGGGGAACACGAUGUCAGCAUCUGUGAUAUAUCCGCUGCAGCAAUUCAUGAACGCAGCGAGCGUGAAAGUGACUCUGAUCCUGCCUCUGGUGUUGUCCUUUACGGCCGAGAUGCGCGUUACGCUUAAACGAGUCGAGGAAUUCCUCGCAUUUGAGGACCGGGCCGACUUGGUAGCGAGCCAGGCGGGCAUGCAGCUCCACUUCACGCGCCGCAAGAGCGAGCGGCCCGUCAGCGCGCUGUCCUACCGACUCACCACUGACGACUUCCUCGAUCCCUCCGACGGUUUCGCCCCGCACGACAAAAAGUUCAGCCGAAGCGUGUCCCAGCUGGACGACGUGGCGGUUGACGUCCGCGAUGUCAGCGCCAGCUGGACGAAUGAUCCCAACUCUCAAGCUCUUAAAAACAUUACUUUACGCAUUCGAAAAGGAAAGCUGUGCGCCAUUAUCGGAUCAGUUGGGUGCGGAAAGUCGUCGUUCCUGCAACUGCUCCUGAAGGAGCUGAGCUCCUCGUCUGGCAGUGUGUCAAUAUACGGUUCGUUGUCCUACGCGUGCCAAGAGGCGUGGCUCUUCCCCGCCACGGUUCGAGAAAACAUAUUAUUCGGAUUGCCGUAUAUUGCAAGCAAAUAUAAAACCGUAUGCAAGGUGUGUGCGCUCGAGAAGGACUUCAAGCAGUUUCCGUUCAGCGACCAGACGUUGGUGGGCGAGCGCGGCGUUUCGCUGUCGGGCGGUCAGCGCGCGCGCAUCAAUCUGGCCCGUGCUGUCUAUCGUGAGGCGGACAUCUACCUGCUGGAUGACCCGCUGUCGGCGGUGGACGCCAACGUGGGUCGGCAGCUGUUCGAGGGCUGCAUCAACGGCUACCUGCGCGGGCGCACGCGCGUGCUCGUCACGCACCAGAUACACUUCCUCAAGGCCGCCGACUACAUCAUCAUCCUCAACGAGGGCAAAAUCGAAAAUAUGGGAACAUACCAAGAAUUAAUGAAGAGUGGUAGAGACUUGACAAGAUUUUUAUCGGAAGAGAAAGAAAAAGACAAAGACUCUGUCAGUCUCAGCGCAAAAAGUGAGGACAAAGCAAACGUGAUUAAGAGGCGUAUAUCUAAAGUGAGCGAAGCCGAGGAGCAACCAGAGUUCAAGGCUCAGGUAGCCGUGGCCGAGGAGCGGCAGUCAGGCAGCUUGCGGCUGGAGGUGAUCGCCGCUUACUUCCUGUCCGGCAACAGCGUGUGCUACGUCCUAUUCACUGUGGGCGUGGUGCUGGCUGCCACCGCGGCCGCGGGCUCGGCCGACUAUUGGGUCAGCAAUUGGACAAAUGAAAUGGCAAGACAUGAAGCGGAAGCAGGAUCUGAUACCGAUGGCGGGCUGGAUGAGCAGGUGGGUCGCUUCACGACGCGGCAGUACCUGAUCGUGCACGGCAGCAUCGUCGCCGUGCUCAUUCUGCUCGUCAACGUGCGCGUGCUGCCCUUCGUGCAACUCUGCAUCGCUUCCUCCCGAAAACUGCACAACAAAAUGUUUUCAGUCAUGUUGAGGGGCAUCAUGCGCUUCUUUGACACUAGCUCUUCAGGGCGUAUCCUGAAUCGCUUCACCAAGGAUAUCGGCGCGGUGGAUGAGAUCCUGCCGCGCACGCUCCUCGACGUGUUCCAGAUCUACAGCACGCUUGGCGCCAUCUUGACUCUUAACGCCAUAGCGCUCUACUGGACUCUUAUACCGUCUGCGGUGCUCGUUGCCAUAUUCGCGAUCUUCGUUAAAAUCUACUUAAACGCUGCUCAGAGCAUUAAGCGUCUAGAAGGCACAACAAAGAGUCCCGUAUUCGGCUUGGUGACGUCUUCUCUUAAUGGCAUUUCAACUAUAAGAUCUUGUGGAGCCCAGAAUAAACUAAUUGAAGACUUUGAUCGGCAUCAGAACUUGCAUACGGCUGCUUGGAAUGGAUUCUUAGGAGGGGGUGCAACUUUCGGCUUUUAUUUGGAUUCCCUAUGCUGUAUUUAUUUGGCAACUAUAAUAUUUGUCUUCUUAUACGUUGACUUUGGCGGAGUGAUGGCGAUCGGCAGCGUGGGGCUGGCGGUGACACAGAGCCUGACGCUGACCAUGAUGCUGCAGCACGGCGCGCGGAUGUUGGUGGAGUUCCUCGCGCAGCUCACCAGCGUGGAGCGCGUGCUGGAGUACAGCCGGAUUGACACCGAGACAAACCUAUUUGAAGGACAGGUGCCCACUCCCCACAUGUGGCCAUCACAGGGCAGGAUCGUGUUCCAAAACGUGAACAUGCGUUAUUCGCCCGACGAAGCCCCGAUACUAAAGAACUUAAAUAUUACAGUCGACAGUGGCUGGAAGGUUGGCGUAGUGGGCAGAACUGGCGCUGGAAAAUCGUCCCUAAUUUCUGCAUUAUUCAGAUUUGCAUUUUUGGACGGCACUGUCACAAUUGACGGACUGGAUACAUCGCUGAUAGCUCGACAAGAUCUCCGAACCAAAAUUUCUAUCAUACCUCAAGAGCCAGUCCUAUUCUCUGCUACAAUUCGCUAUAAUCUAGACCCGUUCAAUGUGUACAGUGACGAUGACCUCUGGAGAGCACUCGAACAGGUGGACAUGAAAUCUGCAAUACCGUCUCUGGAUUUCCUAGUAACAGAGGGUGGAUCAAAUUUUUCUGUAGGGCAACGGCAAUUGAUGUGUCUGGCCCGCGCUGUACUCAGAUCGAAUAAAAUUUUGAUUAUGGAUGAAGCCACUGCCAACGUAGACCCUCAGACUGACAAUUUUAUACAGAAAACGAUCCGCAGCAAGUUCGCGUCAUGUACGGUGCUGACGAUCGCUCACCGGCUCAACACCAUCAUGGACUCGGACCGCGUGCUGGUGAUGGACAGUGGCGAGGUGGCGGAGUUCGACUACCCCUACCACCUGCUCUCCGACCCCAACAGCCGGCUGUCCUCCAUGGUCCGGGAGACUGGGGACUCGAACAUGGCUCGUCUGUUUCAGAUAGCCAAGGAUGCCUAUUUCCGAAGUAAUCUGAAGGAAAAUGCCGCAUGAACUGCAUCCAAAGUAAUUUUAAAGAAAACGCCUCAUGAAAUUUACUAUGUAAUAAGGCG
Cydia amplana is the source of this 4143-nucleotide messenger RNA. Its product is annotated as ATP-binding cassette subfamily C member 4-like. The record is from RefSeq and is a predicted model, not a curated record. Gene Ontology annotation, biological process: transmembrane transport. The transcript is spliced from 25 exons. Bases 29 to 4084 code for a protein of 1351 amino acids. Gene Ontology annotation, molecular function: ATP binding; ATP hydrolysis activity; ABC-type transporter activity. Gene Ontology annotation, cellular component: membrane. NCBI's taxonomy places the organism in Eukaryota, Metazoa, Arthropoda, Insecta, Lepidoptera, Tortricidae.